AUGUCAAAGAAAAGAGUUGCAAUUAUAGGUGCAGGAUCAUCUGGCCUUACAUCCAUCAAACAAUGUCUGGCUGAUGACCUUGAGCCAGUUUGUUUUGAAGCAACUGAUGACAUUGGUGGUCUGUGGAAUUAUACUGAGGUUACUGAAGAAAACAAAGAUCCGCAUUCAUCAAUCUGUCGAAGUACAAUCAUCAACACCAGUAAAGAAACUAUGUCUUAUUCUGAUUUUCCUAUUCCAAAUGAUUGGCCCACAUAUAUGCAUGGAAAAUUUGUAAAAAAAUAUUUCGAUUUAUAUGCAGAUAAUUUCAACUUGAAGCAAUAUAUUAAAUUUAAUACAACUGUUACCCGUGCCUCAAUUUUACCUGAUCAACGAUGGUCAGUGAGUUAUAUCAAUAAUGAAGCAGGAGAACAAUCAGAAGAGUUUGAUUUUGUGUUGGUUUGUAUUGGUCACCAUCGAUACCCAAGAUUACCAAAGUUUGAAGGAAUGGAUGUUUUCAAAGGAAAACAAUUGCAUUCACAUUUUUAUAGAUCGCCUGAAGAAUUUGCAAAUAAACGUGUUAUAGUUGUUGGUGUUGGUAAUAGUGGAAUGGAUAUUUCAGUAGAAUUAUCACAGUCAGCAUCUGAAGUUUACCUUGUUUCACGUAGAGGUACACUACCAUGGAUUUUGCCUAGAUUUGUAUCUGGUGAACCAAUUGAUCAUUUAUCAUCUAGAUUCAACAUGAUCGUCAUGCCAAACUUUGUUAGGGCUUUAUUAUUUAAAUUAAUAUUUCAUGUAUCAUUUGGUUCAUACCCAGAUGGCCUAAAGCCAAAAACACAUCCAUUCAGUAAUCAUCCUACUAUAAAAUCAGAUAUUUUUGAACGACUUAAAACUGGAACAUUGUUUGUCAAACCUAAUAUAGUCGAGAUUAAAGAUGACAAUUCAGUGGUGUUUGAUGAUGGCUCAAUUGUUGAGAAUGUUGACGCAAUAGUCUAUUGUACUGGCUAUUAUUAUAGAUUUCCAUUUUUAGACAAAGAGAUCCUUACUGGUGGUAAGGAAAUUGAGGAAGAGUUUGAGGAAGAGUUUAGAACUAAUUUGGUUUGGUUGUAUAAAUACAUGUUUCCACCAAAUGUACCAAACAUUGCGUUCAUUGGUCUAAUCCAAGCUAAUGGUGCCUUGUUUCCCAUCGGGGAACUACAAGCCCGUUAUAUAACUGCACUAAUUAAUGGUAAUGUUCCACCAUUACCAAGUACUGAAGUAAUGAAUAAGGAUGUUCGUAGACAUCUUGCCAAAAUCAAAAAAGUAUUCUAUUUGUCUGGAAGACACACAAUUGAGUGUGAAACAUUGAUAUAUAGUGAUGACAUUGCAAAACAAUUGGGUUGUAUGCCAACUCAUAUGAAAAUUAUUUGGAAGUUUGGUUUGAAAGUUUGGUGGAAAUGGGUUUUUGGAAUACCUGUUCCAGCUCAAUAUCGUUUGUUGGGAAGACAAUCAUGGGACAAUGCAGCUAAAGUUAUAUUAGAUUUAUCAAAAUAA
This is a messenger RNA of Entrophospora candida, 1509 nucleotides long. The record is from the annotation of a GenBank genome assembly. NCBI's taxonomy places the organism in Eukaryota, Fungi, Glomeromycota, Glomeromycetes, Entrophosporales, Entrophosporaceae.